AUGGAUCAGGAUCAGGGUGUAAUAGGAGGUCACAACAUAGAUGGAACUUUUCUUAUAUCAAAUAACUCGGUGAAGGAUGAACCAAUGGCGCUUACAUUGAUCAAGCCAAUACCAUAUUUACUGAGUGAUGUCUCUGAUAAUAUUAACCAUCUACAACCUUCAUCCAAAUAUCAGAUCAUCAACAAUAACAAAUCCAGAAUAUUUAGGUCAAAUGAUGACGUGCUACACCAAAAAGUCACUGGUUCAAUGUUGGUGAAGCUCACAGUCCAUUCAAAAGAUCAGUAUGGCGUCGUCUCGAAAUUAGAUGCUCAUAAUCAUUUCAUAAUAAAUUAUUUAAACACACCCAUGAAUGCUAAAUCUCAAGAGUCUUUCCAACCAUUACCAUACACACCAAAUAUUAUUACACAAUGGUCCAGCACUUUAUCAGAAACAAAGCAAAAUUCUUUCAAAUUAUCAAUGACUCCACCUAUUGAUAACAAAUCCCCAAUUAAGAACACAGCACUAAAUGAAGAAGGUGAAACCAUUGAUGACCCCUUUGAUUACUUUCUUGAUAGAUAUUUUGAAAAUCUAUAUCUUUUGACAACUCCCUUGACAUUUUUCACUAAAUCUACAUUUACAAGGUUGAAAACACUAUGUGAAGGUGACAAUAACGAAUAUGAAUCAAUAUUGAAACAGUUUGUGAUAGAUCAUGAAACUUUUGAUAAUAGACAUGUAAUGUCAAAUAAUGGGCUACUAAAUUCAACUUUGCUAUAUGAGAAAGAGAAUAUCUAUAGGAAAAAAUUCAUUCAAAAAUCGCUUAACUUGAUUGACUUUGAUAUUCAUUCAUCAACUUCAGUUGAGACCAACAAAAGUUUAUCAAAUGUCUUGAACAAUUUCAAAAUUAGAGAAUUGCAUCUACAGAUUUUGCUAUUAAUCGAGCUCAUAUACGUUACAGAUCAUGAUAAUGUCAAACAUUUCAAGAAAUUAUCCAAAAAACCACAUCUAACUAAAAAGUCUCUAGUGGGAAGAAGAAAAUUGACACCCACAAUAAAUGGUGGUGCUGUUCCUCUUGAAGAGCAAUCGGUGAAUAAGCAAGUGCUGAAUUAUAACCAGAUAUUAGAUAUAUACAUUGAUAAACUGUGCAUUUGGGAUGUAUUGAUGGGGACUUCAUCAACUGAUAAUUCAACUCCAAAAUUCAUGUCAUACAUUAUUGUUCCUUACUUCAACAAAAAGUGUCCAAAUAGUGUGAAGCACAUGUUGAAGAAAAUCAAAGGGCCAUCUUUCAAAACGUCAUCUUCAUCUAGCAGUAAAACAAAUGAAAAAUCUUCCAAAUCUAGUUCCUCAUCAGCAUCACUUAAAAGGUCAGCCUCAAUAUCAUCAUCAAAUGCAGAGAUUAAACGUCCAUCAUUAUCCCGCUCAUCGUCAAAUAUUAAACUAGAGGAUAUCCAAGAAUUGAAAACUUCACUUUCAAGAAGUAAUAGUGAUUUACAAAGCUUAAAAAGAACAUCUUCAUUCACUGCAAACAAUUUAUCUAAAAGACAAAUUGAUAUGUCACUCCCACCUAUUCCAUCAGAACCUGAAUCCCAACCUUUGAAAAGAAACUCAUCAAUAUUCACAAGAGUCGGUAAAAAACUAACACAAUCCAUAACAAAUAAUCCAACAUCAUCAAAAUCACUAAGUGCACCACCAAUAGAAACUUUUUCACAAGUUGAUGCAACACCUGUCAAAUCAGUCAAAUACAUUAAUCCAUUAUUAGAUCAAACACCAAGAGAUGGAGAAAAUAAAGUUGUGACGAGUUCUUCACCAAUUGAAUAUGCAAAGACUCCACAGAUUAUGAAAACACCUGCAGUUAUCAGAUCAUCUGUUAAGAAACCUGGUGAACCUGUUGAUUUUAAUAAUGCUGAAGAGGUUGAACAAAUGUUGGGGAGUCCAAUGGGGAAAGGUGUUAGAAGACGAUUAUUUGCCCCUCCAACUUCUCAAACUAAAUAA
Messenger RNA from Hansenula anomala, 1968 nucleotides. It is a transcript of the gene SLD3, whose product is annotated as Sld3p. The record is from RefSeq and is a predicted model, not a curated record. Gene Ontology annotation, biological process: DNA replication initiation. The transcript has a single exon. NCBI's taxonomy places the organism in Eukaryota, Fungi, Ascomycota, Saccharomycetes, Phaffomycetales, Wickerhamomycetaceae. Gene Ontology annotation, cellular component: DNA replication preinitiation complex. Bases 1 to 1968 code for a protein of 655 amino acids.